GUACUCGGCGCACCUGCCGAAUACACCGACUUCGCUCUUCAACCGCUCCUGUUGUCUGUCCAUUGUGUGUGUGCACUUGCUCUAUGUACUGUGUAAUUGUGUGUGUAUGCGCCGUAUUCAUUGAUCGUCUGUCUUGUGUCAUUAGUAGAGAAACUUGGUUGGUACCGAAGGAAAUUUUCACGGAUAUAUGAAUUUUGUUUCCGAAGACUAAUAUAAGACAUCGUCAUCAAUUAGUAAAAUUGAUGUUUCAACCAGUUUCGUUUGAUAUGGUUCGAGUCCAUCUUGUGAUCGGGAAUAGGUGUUGAGAACAUUUACAUGAAAUGAUGAGCAACCAACCACAACAGAUUAACUCGCAUUCUCCCCCGGGCACCAAAGAGGGCGUGCUAACCAAUGGCCACCAUGUGAUCAACGGCAGUCCGCAAAAUGGCUCCCCGCCCGGCUACAUCGAAAUGACCCAAGGUCCACAGCACCGCCCCAUCCCGCCGAUUCGGGUCCAGAGCGAGACGCCGUGCCCUCCGUCUGCGGCCCAGACACCCGUUCCCUCGGCCUCCCAGCAGCGGACCAUCAAGCAGGAGGGGAGCUCAGGAGAGAACGGGUACGGCGCUGAGAGGGACGUACUGCCAGCUUUGUCCUCGUACAGCUGCGCAGUCCACAACGGGGAGCCACCCAAGCCAGGGGGACAGGAUGGGGGCAAUGAUGAGGGCGGUUACAGCGGAGAGAACCAUCCCAAAAAUAAAGGUGAGGGCAUUGAUUCUUUAGAUCUAUAGGCCUACACUUUUCCCUAAUGUGCAGUAUAAAUUGCCAAGGGCAUUCAACAGGUACU
Molecule: messenger RNA, 823 nt
Organism: Strongylocentrotus purpuratus (purple sea urchin)
Lineage: Eukaryota; Metazoa; Echinodermata; Echinoidea; Camarodonta; Strongylocentrotidae
Exons: 2
Coding region: 321-767 (148 amino acids)
Source: RefSeq, a predicted model, not a curated record